This is a messenger RNA of Pipra filicauda (Wire-tailed manakin), 2156 nucleotides long. RefSeq names its product butyrophilin subfamily 1 member A1-like. The transcript is spliced from 9 exons. The coding region runs from base 380 to 1771 and encodes 463 amino acids. Gene Ontology annotation, molecular function: protein binding. Lineage: Eukaryota; Metazoa; Chordata; Aves; Passeriformes; Pipridae. The record is from RefSeq and is a predicted model, not a curated record.
GGCUUCGCUGAUUCCUCCCCAGAGAAAAAAAGGGGGGAUGGAAAAAAAUAAAGUAAAAACUUUAUUUCCCAAGAAAGGCAGUUUUAUAAUUACAUGGAGGAAAAAGGAAAAAAACUGACGUAACAUUCCAAACACACAGGAAAAGGAAACUAACAGCAAAAUUCUACUUUCCACAAGAACUGAUGAUCCCCUGCCACCAGGAGCUGUUCCCAGCAGCUAUCCUGGAAGAGGAGAGCCAGCAGCUUCCUCCUCGCUUUUUUAUAUCUGAGUUGGGAUCAGGGGACCCCUCCAAGGUGCCAGGUGACGGCCAAGCAGCUCCUGCUCCAGUCCAGAGUCCAGGAAAGAACCCGGGUCUCCAGGUUGUGCUCCAGGGAGGAGGAUGCUCUGUGGUUCCCCCAUCCACUGCUCUCUGCCGGUUUUUGUCAUUUCCACUUUAGUUUUCCAAGUUCCUCAGGGGCACUCAGCUCCACUCACCGUCACUGCACCCCCCGGCCCCAUCACCGUGGCCAAGGGCGAGGACGUGGUGCUGCCCUGCAGCUUCUCCCCGGGGCAGAAUGCACAGGACACGGAGGUGACCUGGUUUCGGGAGCAGUUCUUGCCCUUUGUGCAUCGCUACAAGUUGGGCCAGGACCAGUUUGGGGAGCAGAUGGUUCAGUACCAAGGGCGCACUGAGCUGGGGAAGGACGGCCUUGCCAAGGGCAGCGCGGACUUGAGGAUCUUCCACGUCCAACUCUCUGACACAGGGAAUUACACCUGCUUUGUUCAACGUGGCUCAGAUUACAACGACGCUCUGGUGGAGCUCAAGGUGACAGCCAGCGGCUCUGCCCCGCUCAUCGCGCUGGAGCGCUACGAGCACGGGGGGAUCCGGGUGGCCUGUCGCUCUGCCGGCCGGUACCCACGGCCCCGGGUGCUGUGGCACGAUCCCCACGGGCGCCGUCUCCCGUCCCUCUCGGAAAACGCUACCCAGGACAAGAACGGGCUCUUUGCAGCUGAGAGCAGCAUCAUCCUCACCAGGGCUGGGAACCAGGAACUCUCCUGCUCGGUGCAGCACCUCCCGCACACACCAGAGCAGGGACCGGCCCUUUACGUCUCAGAUCCCUUUUUCCAAUGUGCCCAUCCUUGGAAGAUUGCCCUGGGCCUGGUCCUGGUUGCUGUGGCUGCUCUCCUUAUUAUCACUGUUUAUCUAUUUAAAACUAAAGGGAAACAAGCCCAGGAACUUGCCUGGAGAAGACACGCAGUGCCUAUAGAAGCAGGGAACGUGGUUCUGGAUCCAGACACAGCCCACUGUGAGCUUGUCCUGUCUGACAAUGGCAAAAGGGUGACACGACUUGACACACGACAGGACAUCCCCGACAGCCCCGAGAGAUUUAACCCGUGGCGCUGCGUUCUGGGCUGUGAGGGCUUCACCUCGGGGAGACACUACUGGGAGGUGGAGGUGGAGGAUGCAGGAGGAUGGGCUGUGGGGGUGUCUAGAGAAGAUGUGAGAAGGAAGGGUGAUAUUGAGUUUAAACCAGAGGAAGGCAUCUGGGCAGUGGGGAACUGGGCAGGGCACUUCCAAGCUCUCACCUCCCCUGAUCGCAUUCCCCUUCCCAAAAUCAAGGUUCCCAAGCAGAUCCGGGUCUCUCUGGAUUAUGAAAUGGGACGGGUGUCAUUUUUCAGUGUUGAUGAGGAGAUUCCCAUCUUCGCAUUUCCACUGGCAUCAUUUGAGGGGAUAAAAGUCCACCCUUGGGUCUGGCUGGGUCCUGGGACAUGUCUGAAAAUAUAUCCCUGAUGAAUAGGAAGGAGGAAGACAAGGCUUUUUUAAGGGACCUGGGAAGUUCAGACUCACAGUAAGACUGAGGUUGGAAGGAACUUGUGGAGGUUUCUGUGGCAACCACCUGCUCAGAGCAGGGUUAACCUCAGGGCUGCCUUCAGUGUCUUUGGACCUUGUUCAGCUGAGUGUUGCAGGGUCUCCAAGGGCAAAGGUCUCAUUACCUCUCUGGUCCAAUGCUGCAUCUCUCUCAAGGGUAAAACCCAACCCUUUCUGUGUGAUCAGAAUUUCUCCAGUCUCGACCCAUGGUUGUUGUGUCUCAUCCUCUCUCUCUCCCUCUUGAACACCAAUUACACCGAAAAGGGAUCACUUUGUAAAUGUACACAAUAAAGUUCCUUUGGUGGCA